Messenger RNA from Spodoptera littoralis (African cotton leafworm), 1338 nucleotides. The record is from the annotation of a GenBank genome assembly. NCBI's taxonomy places the organism in Eukaryota, Metazoa, Arthropoda, Insecta, Lepidoptera, Noctuidae.
AUGCGUACAGUGUUAGUGCUCGCAGCCUUCUUGGCAGCAGCGGCGGCGUUGCCGACUGAAAUACCGGAGCCUGGUCAACUGGCUCUGGUUCUCGGCGAAGAGGACUUUGAAGAUUAUCUCGAUGCCUGGCUGGAGCUUGAACAAUCCAAGUCUGCCAAUGCAUCUAACGCCAACGUUGAUGCCAGGAGCGGUUGCACCAUCAGAAUAAACGGAGACCUAGGUCAGCCUCAGCCAGUAUACCUCCGUGGAGGAAACAGGUAUAUGGCUGCUGAUGGCAACUCAGGUCAGGUCCGUCUCAACACUGGUGAACAAGUCGUCAUCGCUUGCACUGGCUCCGGAAGAACUAUAUUGCACCCGAACAUCGCCGCAUCCAGAGACGUUGCUACUGCGACUUGUGUGAGUGGCAACCUCGUCUCCGGUUCUGGUUGGUUGAAUGGAAACGGAGCAUUCGGUCAGCUCACUUGCUCCGCUCAUGCUUUCCAUGACGCUCAAGCGACUACCACCCGCUGCUGGAACAACAAUAUUGUUAUUCGGGUCGGCUUCAUCGUCAACAAUGUUUUCUACCCGCUGUACUGGUCAUGCUUCGACCAAAACCGUCUGGAAGUUAUUUAUGUUUGGUAUGAUCAGACUCCCGAAAAUGCAGUUCACCAAACCGGCGUAGACAGGCCCAGUUGGUUAGCUGGAAGCUUCUUCCCUGGUGUUGCCGUCAACACUAUGUACACUCAAGUGAACCAGAAAGCUGUUGUGACCCAAUAUGUCGGAGCUACUUUGGCUGACAAAUACAUCACUAGCCACCAGUUCAUGGCUCGGGGUCAUCUUGCUGCUAAGAGUGACUACGUCUUCGCUACCGGCCAGCGUGCUACUUUCUAUUUCAUCAAUGCUGCUCCUCAGUGGCAGCCAUUUAAUGCUGGUAACUGGAACUGGCUGGAGCAGAACCUCCGUGCUCGUAUUGGUGCUGCUGGCUACAACACUGUCAUCUACACUGGUACCUUUGGAAUUUCCCAACUGCGUGACCAAAACAACCGCCUCGUCGAUAUCUACUUGGUUCCAGAACGUAACCAGAUCCCAGUUCCUCUGUACUACUACAAGGUCGUCUACGAUGCCGGUCGUCGUCUCGGCACAGCAUUCGUGAGCAUCAACAACCCUUACUACACGGAGUCCGAGGUGCGUGCUCUGACCUUCUGCACGGACCGCUGCCGAAACAACAGCGCGUUCAGUUGGCUUAACUGGCAGCCUGACCGCAUUGACAUCGGAUACAGCUUCUGCUGCACCGUCGAUGACUUCAGGAGAACUGUUCCCCAUCUUCCCGCCUUCACCACCAAUGGAAUUCUUGCUUAA